AUGGCUGUCUAUUCUAAGGUCGAAGCCUUGAUGUGUAAGGUGUUCACAUCCAGUCUGGGACCCGUGGCAAUGAGAUGGUUCUACGGCCUAAGGGCAAAUUACAUAGGUUCCUUCAAGGAGCUCACUUGGGCAUUUGGCUCUCAUUUUAUUACAUGUACCAGGGUCCCUCGGCCCUUAGACUCCCUAUUGUCUUUGUCCAUGCGAGAAGGGGAGACCUUGAAAGCAUACUCGGACAAGUAUUGGGAGACAUAUAAUGAGAUAGAUGGUGACUUUAAUGACAUCGCCAUCAGUACUUUCAAAAGUGGCCUCCCAACCGAGCAUGGUUUAAGGAAGUCCCUAAUUGGAAAGCCUGUCACUAGCCUACGCCAACUUAUAGACCGGAUUAACAAGUAUAAAAGGGUUGAAGAAGACAAGCAACUAAGUAAAGGAAAGGCUAAGGUUCUAAAGAAGAUUAAGAACAAGCCAUUCUUCAAAUGGCCGAACAAGAUGGCUAAAAACCCUAUGAGACACAACCAGAGCCUUUAUUACCAAUACCAUCAGGACCAGGGGCACACUAUAGAAGAUUGCAGAAAUUUGUUGGACCAUCUGGACCAGUUGGUCCGAGAAGGAAAGUUAAAGCAGCUGCUGCACCAUUCCAAUGGCCAAGCAGGGCAGACAAGUUCAAAUCCCCGGAGAGAUGCUUCUUCAAGACCUCCUCUAGGAACGAUCAAUGUCAUCUUCAUUGCCCCUGGUAGAACCGGUUCUUGUCCCUCAAGAGUGAUGUCUGUAGCUCAACUGUCUACUGAGGAUAGCAAUUCAGAGCCAAAAAUAGCCAAAAUAGAGACCCCACUGGAUUUGGGCUUCUCGGCCGAGGAUAAGAUUGGAACUAUCCAACCCCAUGACGAUGCUUUGGUGGUCACACUCAGGAUAAGGGGUAUGAUGUGA
Quercus lobata is the source of this 924-nucleotide messenger RNA. RefSeq lists its product as uncharacterized. The record is from RefSeq and is a predicted model, not a curated record. The transcript has 2 exons. Lineage: Eukaryota; Viridiplantae; Streptophyta; Magnoliopsida; Fagales; Fagaceae. The coding region runs from base 1 to 924 and encodes 307 amino acids.